Stomoxys calcitrans (stable fly) is the source of this 970-nucleotide messenger RNA. Its product is annotated as peroxiredoxin-2. Gene Ontology annotation, cellular component: cytosol; mitochondrion. Gene Ontology annotation, molecular function: thioredoxin peroxidase activity. The record is from RefSeq and is a predicted model, not a curated record. The coding region runs from base 136 to 846 and encodes 236 amino acids. The transcript is spliced from 4 exons. Lineage: Eukaryota; Metazoa; Arthropoda; Insecta; Diptera; Muscidae. Gene Ontology annotation, biological process: cellular response to stress; response to oxidative stress; hydrogen peroxide catabolic process.
UUGUUAUUGCAAAACUAUUGUAGAGAGCCGGCCCAUCAACCUAUUGAUAUUUAUUCGACUCGGGGUUAUUGGUUUGUUCAUCAAAGGUAGUUCCGUGUAUUGAGAGACAACCAUCCGUCGAAGCACCAAAGCAUCAUGUCAUUUUUAGCUAAGACCUUAUUAAAAUCUCUUCCUCAGGUGGGCAGACAAUUGACCAAACAUAACAAUUCGAGUGCUGUCUUCAGACGCCUGCUACAUCAAAGUUCCCCUUUGCUGGCAGUCAAAGUUCAACAACCGGCUCCAGAUUUCAAAGGCAUUGCCGUUCAUGGCAAUGACUUUAAAGAUGUGCAAUUGUCCGAUUUCGCGGGCAAAUAUUUAGUUUUAUUCUUCUAUCCCUUGGAUUUCACUUUUGUUUGUCCCACAGAAAUCAUUGCAUUUAGUGAUCGCAUAAAAGAAUUCAAAGAUUUAAAUGCUGAAGUUUUAGGUGUCUCCGUGGAUUCGCAUUUCUCUCAUUUGGUUUGGUCCAAUAUGGAUCGUAAAAAUGGCGGCUUGGGUGGUUUAAAAUAUCCCCUACUUGCUGAUAUUACCAAAAAGAUCAGUUCCGAUUACGGUGUGUUAUUGGAGAACGAAGGCAUAUCCUUGCGUGGCACAUUCAUCAUUGAUCCCAAUGGUGUUGUACGUCAAUAUUCCAUUAACGAUUUACCCGUCGGCCGUUCUGUUGAUGAAGUUUUGCGACUAAUCAAAGCAUUCCAAUUUGUGGAAAAGCAUGGUGAAGUAUGUCCUGCCAAUUGGAAUCCUGAAUCGAAUCCAGAUACUAUUAAGCCUGAUGUCGAACAAUCCAAAGAUUACUUCAACAAGCAUGGUUAAGGAACAGACCAAGCAAGUAAGGAAGCUGCUUCCAAGAAGUCAAUGCGACCAACUACCCUAAAGGUAUAUUUUUCCUUACCUAUUUUGUUUUUGAAUAAAAUUCGAUUCUAAUUUUUCUACUGUA